Adineta steineri is the source of this 690-nucleotide messenger RNA. The record is from the annotation of a GenBank genome assembly. Lineage: Eukaryota; Metazoa; Rotifera; Eurotatoria; Adinetida; Adinetidae.
AUGUCUUCAUCAACAUCAAUCGAACAGCAACAUCAAGAAUUUAAACGACAAAUAUCAGCACAUGAUACCUAUCCAUGUUUUCUUCUUGAUCAAACAUUUCAACAACGUAUAUCAUCAAAUCCAACAUCAAAUGUUAUGCCAUCAUUUUUAUCAUCACAAGCAUUUUCACCAUUAGCUAAAAGUCCAAUGACAACAUUAACAACAAGUAAUAAUCGAUUAUCAAAUAAACAAUCAAAUCAAUAUCGUUUAUUUCCAUCGAGUCCAUCAAAUAAUCUAACUUCAACUCGAUCAAAUACACGUUCAACAACACAAAUUGUUGAUGUACCUAUUGAAAAAACAAUUGUUCCGUUAAGAACAAUGACAGAUUUAUUUCCUGCAUUUUCUUAUACAAAUAUGAAAAUUUCAAAUAAACAAUCAUUAAAUUAUCCAAUGAAUACAACAAAUCAUAUCGUACCAAAUACAACAGGUGUAUCAAUAUUUGGUUUUCGUGAAGAAGAUUUAGAUAUGAUUAUACAACAAUUUGAUGAUAUUGGUCAAAUUGAGAAAGUUGAACGACCUUUAGGUUGUGAAAAUGGCAAUUUUUUAAAUAUUAUAUAUACAAAUAAUGUUUCAUGUCAAAAUGCCCUCAAUAGAGAUGGAAUUUCGUUUAAUGGAUAUAUGAUUGGUGUUGUACCAUUAAUUAAUAAAUAA